CCCGACCUGAUCCACUGGAAAAAUGUCUAAACUACAGUUGUUGCGUUUAUUUCUAAAUGAGCGUUUAACGGAGUCUGCUGCUGUGGAGAUUUUCGAAGCAGUUGAGAAAGCGGUAGCGGAGUACCAGGAGGAGAACGAUCGGCUACGGAGGCUGCUGCGGUUCACACCAGAGAUACAACUAUGUAGAAUAGACUCCCUGCAGUUCUCUCUUGCUGUCUCUGAAGAGAAGGUUCCCCCUGAGCAGCAGCACUGUGAGCAGGAGUGGAGCUCCGGUCUGGGGCAGGAGGACCCAGAGCCCACACAGAUCAAAGACGAACAGGAGGAACUCCGGAUCAGUCAAGAGGAAGAGCGGUUUCAAGGUUUGGAGGCUGACAUCACAGAGUUCAAAUUCCCUCCUACCUGUGUGAAAAAUGAAUGUGAUCAGGAGGACCCACUUCAGUCCAUGACUGAACAGACUGUGGAGAACAGAGAGAGUGACUCCAAACCAGUUGAUCUCAAACCUUUUGGGACUGUGACCCACCUAAAGGGUCGCGACAUUCCCUUUGACCCUCCAGAUAGUCAAAACAAUGCCUCCAGUCACAGCUCUGCUACAAGCAGUGACCAAGUAGGACUUAACAGCAGCCCACCAUUGGAUCUAAUUGUGCACAAACUGGCUCACACGGGGGAGAAACUAUUUAGCUGUGGUGACUGUGGGAAAAGCUUCAGUCAAAAGGAACACCUAGGGAACCAUGUACGCAUUCACACAGGAGAGAAACCGUUUAGCUGUGGUGACUGCGGGAAAAGCUUCACUGUCAAGGGGAACCUAACUGUGCACAAACUGGCUCACACUGGAAAGAAACCAUUUAGUUGUGGUGACUGCGGGAAAAGCUUCUAUCAGAGCCAGGAACUAACUGCGCAUAUACGGACUCACACUGGGGAGAAACCGUUUAGCUGUGGUGACUGUGGGAAAAGGUUUUAUCACAAGAUUACUCUAAACCGACACAUUCAGACUCACUCAGGAGAGAAACCGUUUAUCUGUGGUGACUGUGGGAAAAGGUUUUAUCACAAGAUUACUCUAAACAGACACAUUCAGACUCACACAGGAGAGAAACCGUUUAUCUGUGGCGACUGUGGGAAAAGCUUCAGUCAGAAGGAACACCUAGGGAACCAUACACUGACUCACACAGGAGAGAAACCGUUUAGCUGUGGAGACUGUGGGAAAAGCUUCAGGCAGAAGGGGACCUUAAAUACGCAUAAACUGACUCACACGGGAGUGAAAUCAUUUAGCUGUGGAGACUGUGGGAAGAGCUUCAUUCUGAAGGGGUCCCUAAAGAUGCAUAUACAGACUCACACAGGUGUGAAACCAUUUAUAUGUGGAGACUGCGGGAAAGGCUUCUAUCUGAAGGGAGACCUAGGUAAGCAUAUACUGACUCACACAGGUGAGAAACCAUUUAGCUGUGGAGACUGCGGGAAAAGCUUCAGGCAGAAGUCGGCCCUAAAGACGCACACACUGACUCACACUGGAGAGAAGCCAUUUCACUGUGGAGACUGUGGGAAAAGAUUCAGUCAGAAUGGGGCCCUAAAGAAGCAUUUAUUGACUCACACAGGAGUGAAAUCAUUGUAGCUGUGGUGACUGUGGAAAAAGCUAUCAGAAAAGACGCCUAACUGAACAUAUCCAGACUCACCCAGGAGUUAAACAACAUGACUGCUCAGUCUGUGAUAGAACAUUCGUUACGGCUCAUCUGCUGAAGCAUGUUAAUAAUGUCCUCAAAGAAAGAAACCGGGAGGACAAACAUACAGUGGGGCAAAAAAGUAUUUAGUCAGCCACCAAUUGUGCAAGUUCUCCCACUUAAAAAGAUGAGAGAGGCCUGUAAUUUUCAUUAUAGGUACACUUCAACUAUGACAGACAAAAUUAGAAAAAAAAUCACAUUGUAGGAUUUUUUAUGAAUUUAUUUGCAAAUUAUGGUGGAAAAUAUGUAUUUGGUCAAUAACAAAAGUUUAUCUCAAUUCUUUGUUAUGUACCCAUUGUUGGCAAUGACAGAGGUCAAACGUUUUCUGUAAGUCUUCACAAGGUUUUCACACACUGUUGCUGGUAUUUUGACCCAUUCCUCCAUGCAGAUCUCCUCUAGAGGUCUGCAUGGAGGAAUGGGUCAAAAAAUGGCAGAGGUCAUAGCUCCUUGGGAGAGUCUCCAUUGGAAAAAGUCUGUCCUCGACUCCUGUCCUCCUCUCCGUGAACCGGAAACUGAUAAGUGGUCGAGGAGAGUGGUCAUUUGUUAGUAGCCGGACGGAGAAGUGUCAUCCAAAACCCAUUAGAUGAGAAAGCCAGAGGUCCCGCUCCAAUUACCUUCUCCUCCAAUGGGUUUUGAGAAGGAGACAAGGAGUACGCCAUUUGAGAUCUUCCAAUAAGUACCCUUUCAGCAGCUAGUGCGGAAUUCUUUCAGAAUAUGCCACACCCCCUUUGAAUUGGCUGUUUUCUCAAAGGAGAAAAACAUGCACCGGUUUUAAAACGAUACACUACUUAUCCUUUUAUCCAUAAAAUGUCUUGCACAUCCAGCAAAAUUUUGUUUUGAUCACUUUACACAUUUAAUUUGGGAUUCUACCCCUGUAGCGCGAGUGGAGAAGGUUAGUCCUCAUUUCAUAUGAGCGCAUUUCUGUGAAUCCCAAACCAGCCCCUUGCCGCUACCUACUCGUACGGAGGGCCCUCCGUUGUCACGUGUUGCUGACGAAACUCCCGAGGAUGACUUCCAUCGAGUGGCAAGGGGAUCAAUAAACCCAUCGACUUCGGGACACACUAGUGACUUGAAUGAUGCGAUUCAUGUUCCAUAUUUGAAUAAUAAAAUGUACUAGAAAUACUCUUAACAGUUAAACGUAUCAUUUGGGAGGUAUUUCAUAUGUUUUGAGUCAAGCAAUGAAAUCCAACACAAACAAACACACAUUUCCUAUAAUUAGGCAAACUCCAAACAUAUCUUAGUGCGUGUUGGGGAUAGCACUUCACUCUGGAGCCUGCUUGGUUCGAAAUGGCAAUCAGAGGCUCUAAUUAACUGCUACAUCCAGGGCAAAAUUGUUUAACCUCUUGAUGGUGGAGAGAAAUGUACAUUUUAGUACAUGUUAAUUAAUAAUUUCCUGCAAUUCUAAAAAUAAAAAAUAAAUCCAUGGGGUGUAGAUAAAAUAUUGCCGCUUUUAAAGCAAGUUUUCUGUAGGUCUACAUUUUUCCAUGGAGAUUUUGUGUUGCAAUUUUAUACAAUUCUACAUAUUUUGCCAUGGGCAGAGAUACAUUUUUGCAUUUUUUAAAGCUUAUUUCCAGCAAUUCUGCCAUGGCUUAUACCAUGUAAUUAUAUCUGAGUGACCUAACAAAAUCCAUGGGGGCCUGCUGGAGGUCAUGGCCCCCGGGCACUGCAUGUCCGGUCGGUAUUCGACCAUGAUUACUAUAAGUUUACAUAACUGGCUAGACUAACUUACCAAUAAAAGUUUUUUUUUGGGCUGACAAUUGAGUGACUGUCAGUAACUGACAGAACAAGAGAACUGCUGAUGCACAACCAAAUUGCAAAACUUACACCUUGUGUAUUCUACCAUUCUAACUCAACAGUAAGUUAAGACCCUAAGUGACCUUGGAUCGAUCUAGAUGAUAAUUGUCAGUUCCUCAGCUUUGGGACACUUGUGCAAAUGGAGGGCCAAGGAGAAGGGGGUGAUUUGAGAUUCAGCUCGUUUCCUCCACUCCUUUUGACAUUUUUCAAAGUGGAGAGGCGGCGAGCAAAACUAAUUGAGAUUCUCCCCUUGAGGCAAACUUGUUUCUUGUGUUCUACAGAAGGUGCAUGCUUAAGGGUGCGUUUGAACGGUUUUGUGGUGACCACAUAGAGAAAGCAUUCCCAUUAUGGCAUCUGACCGCAUUGAGGCAAUCUCCAUUUUGAAGUCGUGAAUUUUCUCCACAAUUUGCUGAUCCCUCCUGAUGACCCGGUUGGACAUGAUUCCAACAGUUUCAUCAAGAGGGAUCAGCCAGUAAAGUCAGAAGUUCCACCAAGUUGACUACAUUAAAAUGGUGGAACCCCUUAAUGGCGCUGCCCAUGCUAAAACUGCCUUUUGGCCACUCAUUCUCUGAGUGACCGUUGUGAGUCACUGCCUUUUGGCCACUCAUUCUCUGAGUGACCGUUGUGAGUCACUGCCUUUUGGCCACUCAUUCUCUGAGUGACCGUUGUGAGUCACUGCCUUUUGGCCACUCUUUCUCUGAGGGACCGUUGUGAGUCACUGCCUUUUGGCCACUCAUUCACUGAGUGACCGUUGUGAGUCACUGCCUUUUGGCCACUCAUUCUCUGAGGGACCGUUGUGAGUCACUGCCUUUUCAAGGUGUGUUGCCUAAUGUGGAUAAAAAUAGUCCGACCAUCAUAUUGAUGCUUACAAAUAAUGCUUAUGCAUGUUCCAUUUCAUAUGUUUGUCUGAGCAAAAGGAAUGACACAAUUUAUGGUAAGAAUAGGGAAAAACAGAAAUAACAUUCAUAGUCAUACCCAUCAAAUGCAUUUUAUUUAAUCACUUUUGGUUCUCUUCAAACAAAAAACAAACUAUUUACAAUUCUUUAGGUAUGUUCAUUUUUCUGAAUGCAUUUAUGUUACUAAACUCAUUCAAAAAGUUUAAGUGAUGGAAUUGAGCUGACUGGGUGAAACAAGGGAAAAUAUCAUUUGAUAAAUUGGUAAAUUAAUCAUCUCCCCCAGGGGCAUCACAAUGCCAAAACAUCAAUCACUUUUGAACUUCAAGGAUUUAACAGAAAAUCUGAAAUGUCAACAGCUGGAGACUUGACAGACUAACAUAUGAUAACCACCAGUCAUUCAACAACAGACUAGAAUAAUUGGUGGCUACAUUUGAAACACAGCUCCCUGCAAACCAGCAUGCCACUGGCAUCCUUAUCUGACCGAUGGAAUUCAAAUAAUGACAAUACCCUGCUCUCUCUGUCUUCACAAAGUACUUCAGUGACAUUUUAGAUAUUCCCCAAUCUGCACUAACCAAUACCUCAACUGAUCCAAACGGACUGAAUAGAGUGUAUUCAAAACCAACCCAGCUAAAACUUAACUUUCUGAGAACCAUAUGUUUAUUAGUUUCGUGGGAGUCUGGUCGUGUUGAUUUUGCAUAUGACCUUCCCACAACUUUCUGGGAAUGUUGCAGGAUAGUUGCUUGGCUUUGGAACAUUCUCAGCACUUUGUCAAAUGUCAUUACUUUUAACAGAAUGUUUCCUAAAAGUUCAAACAUGGUUACAUUUAAGUUAAGUUUUGGUAAUGUUUUAAGAACAUUCUCCAACUGGUUUGACAUUGGGAAUGUUCUCAUAGUUCAGAGAACGUUAAAGAACGUAAUUCUGUGGGAAUUUCAGUACUUCAGCAUAACGUUUCCUCAUGGUUCUAUUUAAAGUUAAGUUCUCAUUGUUUAAAACGUCCUAUAAAAACUUUAAAUGU
Molecule: messenger RNA, 5414 nt
Organism: Oncorhynchus kisutch (coho salmon)
Lineage: Eukaryota; Metazoa; Chordata; Actinopteri; Salmoniformes; Salmonidae
Product: gastrula zinc finger protein XlCGF57.1-like
Exons: 2
Coding region: 23-1603 (526 amino acids)
Biological process (GO): regulation of transcription by RNA polymerase II
Cellular component (GO): PcG protein complex; chromatin; transcription regulator complex
Molecular function (GO): RNA polymerase II cis-regulatory region sequence-specific DNA binding; DNA-binding transcription factor activity, RNA polymerase II-specific
Source: RefSeq, a predicted model, not a curated record